This is a messenger RNA of Guillardia theta CCMP2712, 722 nucleotides long. RefSeq lists its product as hypothetical. The annotation marks the transcript as partial. Gene Ontology annotation, molecular function: endopeptidase activity; protein binding. Lineage: Eukaryota; Cryptophyceae; Pyrenomonadales; Geminigeraceae. The transcript has 3 exons. The record is from RefSeq and is a predicted model, not a curated record.
GAUGUCAGUGACCGAUUCAAGAGCAUCGAAGCUCAGGACGCCCAAGGAGGUGGCGAGCGAGUGGCUGCUUGCUCAGGCAGAAGUGGAAGUUGGGUCAUGGAGCGGCCUGGACGAAUCAGGGCCGGACAAGGUAGGGGUGGGACUCUUCUUCCGGAUCAGCCCCGAAGACGGGAGCUUGAGGGUGGUAUCAAUCGUUCCCGGCAGCUCUGCGCAUAAGAGCGGGCUGGUGAGGGUGAAUGACAUGCUUGCUCGCCUGGACGACGAGAGCGUGCAAGGCUGGUCCCUCCAUCAACUGAGGACGACGCUCCAUGGUCCUCCUGGAAGCUUCGUGGCGCUGAACAUGACGAGGGACGUGGGGGGGCAGGAGCCGUUCAACUUCAAGAUCGAUCUCAUGCGAGGCAGCCCUUACUUCAUCCAGUUCCAGGACAGGUACGGGACGGCCAACGCAGCGCAGCUCAACGCGCUGAUCCUGCAGAAGAGGGAGGAGCAGAAAUUUCUGAUGAUAAUUGAGAAGCAGCUGAAGCUGGAGCAGGCGCGACUGGUGGAGGUUCAGCAGAGAAAGAGGGAUGCAGUGGAGACAGAGAGACAGCUGCUGAUGAAGUUCGAGUCGCUUCAGAGAGACUAUGACGAGGAGGUCGAGAAUAAGAAGAAAGAUGAUGCUGACUAUAACUUUCUGAUCGGAGAGAAUAAGAAGGGGAUGUUUUGGUGAGUUGUAAUAUUUU